UAGUAAACCUAACCAUUCAAAGUUUUUCCUAACCUCUUUUCUAACCUCUACUGUUUUUAUUAAAUAUAUGUGAUUUUUGUGAGAUAGGUGUUGAUUUCGAUAUUGUAUCUCACAAAUAAUUGAAGAUAACGUCGCAAAGAAGCGAAACGGUAACUUCCUGUGUAAAAUCAAUUGUUAGGAAAAAAAUCUGUGCGAAAUACAAGUGUCAACAAGUUGACGACUUCUCACCGGUUAAACGUACACAAUGCCUAUAAAGUUCAUCGGGCGCACGACAGAUUUCAAGGGAAAACCCUUAUGGGAGAUUUUGGGCAACUUGAAAAACUUCGGCGUCGGAAGGAUAGUGAUAAGGAAUCGUUUUCAGAGAUAUCCCGAGUCAUGUUAUAUAAAAAUACUGAAAGUCGCUGCAAUGCCCAUGCCCGUAGAGCCUUAUACCGAUCGUAAAGUUAUGGUACUGGUUGAGAGAGUUUUCCGUGGUUUAAAAAACCCAAAACCUGUACAGUUGGAUGCUGUGACCUAUAAAGCUGAUUACAUGUUAAUACCGAAAGACCAGGAGCAUCUGUACGUUUUAAAUACAAAAGUGCCGGAGAUGAAAAUUCUACCUACGGAAACAGAUUUCCCACCGCUACUUUCUCAGUUAAUAAUGCAACAGAUGAAAGCGAAAGAUGUUGCAGCACCUGAAGUACCAAAAUUGUUUCUUCGGUAUAAUUUGAAUGGAGCGAGCGAGAAGAGUUAUAGAUUAGCUGAGAAGAAUGAAACUCCAACAGUGAAAUUGGACUUUGGUCUGGAUGACUCUAGUGUUCUUUGCCCAAAGUCAGAAGAGACGUCUUCUAAGUAAGAUUAUGUAUUAACAGAUGUUAGUUGGUUUUAAGAAUAAAUAUUUUAUAAGUUA
Molecule: messenger RNA, 889 nt
Organism: Linepithema humile (Argentine ant)
Lineage: Eukaryota; Metazoa; Arthropoda; Insecta; Hymenoptera; Formicidae
Gene: mRpS34
Product: mitochondrial ribosomal protein S34
Biological process (GO): mitochondrial translation
Cellular component (GO): mitochondrion; mitochondrial small ribosomal subunit
Molecular function (GO): structural constituent of ribosome
Source: RefSeq, a predicted model, not a curated record